Messenger RNA from Gaeumannomyces tritici R3-111a-1, 570 nucleotides. RefSeq lists its product as hypothetical. The record is from RefSeq and is a predicted model, not a curated record. The coding region runs from base 116 to 436 and encodes 106 amino acids. NCBI's taxonomy places the organism in Eukaryota, Fungi, Ascomycota, Sordariomycetes, Magnaporthales, Magnaporthaceae. The transcript has a single exon.
ACUAAACCCAGUCAAGGAUGAACCGGCGGAUCCACUGCCCCCAAGGACGCAGGUGGACGAACUGGAUGCACAGGUGGCCCAGCUAAAGAGCGAGCGCGACCACUAUCGUAAUGAAAUGAAUCGGCUGAAGGACGAGAACGACCGCUAUCUUAAAAUUAUACAAAGCCGACCAGACCGCACCGUCAUCCCUGCGGGAAACCGUGUCGAGGCCCCCCAUAGCGUCGCGCCGAGGCCAGGGGAGGGCGGCCCGCAGGGGAUGCCCCAACGGCCGGGGCUGCCGUUUCGGCUAGGCCAGCCACCCGGCGGCCCGCACUCGGGCGCCUCCUCGCCCGCCGGGACUUCGCCGUACUCGCAGCGCUGCCAGCCGCUUCCGCAGCACCCGCACUUGGCAGAGCAUUUGCGGGCUUCCCAGCCGCAGCACGGCCGGCCGUUUUAGUCCUAGCUACCGAAGCCGGGGGCAGCUCCACGGGCAAAGAAUGAGGCACACUUAUCCUGCUUCAGCACGAAUCCACUACAUUCGUACAUUUUGUAGUUUUGUACUUCGUAUUUGGGAAUCUUUCCGACGACAGC